AAACAGCAGGAUUGCGGACAGACUGGAUAGAAGAAAGACUUCCAAAGCAAAGCGGAGAUCCAAAGGAACAGAAAUAGUGGGUUCGCUACACUUUCCUCCUCCCUCUCUUCGCAGUAAAUCGUCUUCUCUAUCUCCACGGAGCUAUAAUAUACUGCAAAAGCAGUAGCUACGUUUUCUAAAUAACGCGCAGCACGUAGCCACCACUUCUGACUACUCGGAGAGAUGGCUCAGCAGCUGAAGAUUCCCUGGCAGUACGCCGGCUACGGAGGACCUCAGCAGCGUGUCUACCAACCACCGCCUCUACCUCUCGGAGCCGCACGGCGCGGCGAGGGAGAAGAAAACCCCGGAGCCUCACCUAAACCGUCACCUCGCUCUCCCGGCGCGGCUCUCGCCCCUAGCGGGAAGCGACCCAGACCUCCUACCACUGUGACGGACAGUAGGUCAAAGGAAGAGUCGUCACAGAGAAAGACGGGUAGCCAAGGGCUGUCUAGUAUGCCUCACGCCCCGAGGAAGAAGAGGUCUGUUCUGGAGCUCCUGCCUGGCGGAGUAGGAGGGUCGACCUCCAGUCUCCUGCUGCCGUCUACAUAUCAACUGCUGCAGAAACACUCCUACAUUGACUCAGGGAAGCUAAAGACAGCACCACUGAAAGCGAGUAAUGUGGAGAGGAAGAGAGAGGGAGAGAAAGGAGGAGGGAGAGGGAAAGGAACAAAGGAAGGAGAGACAGAAACCGCUACCCACCAAGAAACAGGCCUGGCAGGAAGGUCACAAGAAAACAGGGGAUAAACCAGAAAAACAGGUCAAACAAGUUCAGCCGUACAGGAGAACAGUCACUACCACUCUACCUGAAGGGGUUCCACUCUUGGAUCUCAGUAGACUGAAUGAACCAGAUCACCAGAUGAACCCUGUGG
This is a messenger RNA of Geodia barretti, 908 nucleotides long. The record is from the annotation of a GenBank genome assembly. Lineage: Eukaryota; Metazoa; Porifera; Demospongiae; Tetractinellida; Geodiidae.